UAUCAUUGAUUGAUAGUUCACCGUGAAUCGUGAUGCGAACAACAAUAUACUACAACCGACAUACGUGUGUGGGUAUAUCAUAAUAUACUCUCACAAAUUUUUAUACAUACGACGGACCCGGUUAACGAUAAACAUGAUCAGUUUUGGUGUGUACUUUUUUUCGUGAUUUUUACCGCAUAUCCAACAUUUACAUUAUUUUAUAUAUUCGUGCGGAUAACGUUUUACAUCGGACAACGGCACAAUAAUAUUAUAUUUUUACAUUGUUUUUUGGGUGCACCUGCAGUACCCACUACUAUACCAUGGACCUACACACGGCGUGUACACUGAAUCAUCCAAAGGUGAUUGACAUGCUGACUACGCUAAGCAACAAUUUAAAUAUUUCCAAUAAAAAAGGAUGGACUUGCUUGAUGUAUGCUUGCUAUUAUGGAAACAAAAAUCUUGUUGAUCGCAUAGUAGAUCUAGAUCCAACAACAUUAUUCGCAACCAACAAUGAUAAACAAACACCUUUAAUGAUUGCCACUAUGUCCGGUAACGUAUCAAUAGUGAAGAAAACAUUUCACGUUGACAUUUUGGAGAUGCCUGAUAAACUAGGCAGAUCAGCAAUGUUUUAUGCGGUAUUAUACAAUCAAGAAGAAAUAUUGGAGUAUUUUAUUGAAAAACAAGCCAAUUGUAACGUAGUAGAUAAUUUCGGUAAGACUAUGACCAUGACAGCUAUCUCUAAAGGAUUUCAGAGAGUAAUGAAAUUGUUGUACGAAUAUGCAAAUAGACACGAAAAAAAAGUAUUGAAAACUACGUGGUCAGAAAAAUUGGAAAUGACCAAAAACAAUCAUCAAAACGAUGAUCAUUUAGACUAUCAAGUGGAAAAACUACUAAGACAGUUAUCGUUGGAAAAAUAUUGGCCGUUGUUUGACAAAAGAAAUAUCCGAUAUAAUGAUUUCUUAAAGUUAUCUGAGCAAGACUUAAAAGAUAUCGGUAUAAAUUUAUUUGGUCCGAGGAGAAAAUUAAUAAUGACUAUUGACAAAUUAAAUGAAUUAAGGACAUCACAAGAACACUCUAGGAGUUGAAAAUUGUAUAUUAUACUUUAUUAAUUUUAUUUUAACAUUUAUUGAAUUGAUGUACCUUUAUAAUUUUUACCUAUAUAUAUAAAUAUGAUUUUUAUUUGUAUUUUGUAUUAACUAACAUAACUAUCACAUUAUUUAUACUUACUUAUUUUUUUUUUUAAAUAUUUUAACUUUGAAAUAUAUUUUUACAUACUACUACAUUUGAAAUUUCGAAAUACGCGAAGAAUAAAUUAAUUUUAUACAGUAAUAUUUUUAUGGCUUAUUUUGUUUAUAGUUUCAAUUGUGAAGAGUUAUUAUAGCUGGAUGCAAUCAAUACUACAGUAAAUUAUAUAUUUAUUAUAUACAAGCACCGUCGAUACCUUAAAUUCUAAUUUUUAAGUUAAAAUGUUGAAUUAAAAAAAA
Aphis gossypii (cotton aphid) is the source of this 1463-nucleotide messenger RNA. RefSeq names its product ankyrin repeat and SAM domain-containing protein 3-like. The record is from RefSeq and is a predicted model, not a curated record. Bases 300 to 1064 code for a protein of 254 amino acids. Gene Ontology annotation, molecular function: protein binding. Lineage: Eukaryota; Metazoa; Arthropoda; Insecta; Hemiptera; Aphididae. The transcript has 6 exons.